Molecule: messenger RNA, 447 nt
Organism: Desarmillaria tabescens
Lineage: Eukaryota; Fungi; Basidiomycota; Agaricomycetes; Agaricales; Physalacriaceae
Exons: 2
Coding region: 110-412 (100 amino acids)
Source: RefSeq, a predicted model, not a curated record
GCCCAGUCUGGACUAAUCACCUGCUCAGCUUUACCGGUGUCCGCAUCGACACAUGCUGUACGUGGCUUGACCUUACUUGGUAACGUUCCUCGUUCAGGGCUCGAGUUAGAUGUGCAGCCACAACAUUUGGGCCGACACGAGUCUAGCCCCUUUCUAUGGCACAGUUGCUUCCGCGGCCGUGUUUACUGUCCAGACAGCAUACCUGGAUGCCAGGAAGAAUGACGCAAAGCGCACGGACCGCGUCGCUACGCGUCAUCCGUUGGUUUCUUUCUGGUUGAUACUGAGAGUAAUCGGAUGCGUGGCAUUACUGAUAUUGACAAUACUCUCGCCUUCCUUGAAGAAUGGAAGUUACGUUCGAUAUGAAGCCUGGAUUGUCCAGGCCUUGACAGCAUGCAUAACCAGUGUAAAGUGAUGUCUUAAUCGAUUUGACGCGUUCUAACAUGGAGC